Molecule: messenger RNA, 1758 nt
Organism: Austrofundulus limnaeus
Lineage: Eukaryota; Metazoa; Chordata; Actinopteri; Cyprinodontiformes; Rivulidae
Gene: henmt1
Product: HEN methyltransferase 1
Biological process (GO): RNA methylation; siRNA processing; piRNA processing
Cellular component (GO): cytoplasm; nucleus
Molecular function (GO): RNA methyltransferase activity; O-methyltransferase activity
Source: RefSeq, a predicted model, not a curated record
GCACGGAUUAGGUCCUUUAUCAGCUGAUUAUCUGCAACCGACUUAUGAUCAGCUGCAAAUAGAGCUGUACCAAGGCUCAGUCACUCAAAGAGACGCUCGCCUGAGAGGCUUUGAUCUGGUGACCUGCAUAGAGCUGGUUUCAGGGACAGGGAUCACAAGUUUGAGUGGAACAGAGCGGAGUUCAAAUCCUGGGCUCUAAAGGUGUGCUUUGAAUACGGCUACGACGUGGAGUUCACCGGCGUCGGCGAGGCGCCACCAGGCCAGCAGGACUGUGUCGGUUUCUGCACCCAGAUCGGCGUGUUUCACCGCCGCAGGGGCAGAGAUCACUGCGGUGCGUUACCUGGCGAUGGCGGAGAGACAGUUUUUCCUUAGUGUGAAGAGGAGGUGGAGGCUCUCAUGGACUAUAGUGGAAGAAGAGACGACAAGGAGCUGCUCUGGACCAGUGAUCCAAAACAACCAGAGUUCGGCACAUUAAACAAUGUCGUCUCUGUGCCCCUGGCUGCGCUGUGGUCCUGCUGUCCCAAAGUCGGCGAGCUGAGCGGAAGUCUGGGAAAUCUCCGACAUCUGCUGAUGGAUGAGCCUGAAGUUCAACUGAAUCAGGAUGGAUCUGCUGUACUUGUAAAAUAUCAAGAACAAGGUGGAGAUUUUAGGAGUCCAGUACAGUCAUUAAGGAAGCAAAAUGUUUGUCAAAAGAAAGUCUGUAAAAGAGAACACUUGACAGUGUUAUUACAUCACAGAACGUCACUUUACAAGAGAUAAAGUUUACAGUUUUAUACAGACAACAGCUUCACAGAAGAGAAAAAGCAACCAUGUUUGUAACAUGUUAGGUACCAACAUAAACACACCUGUGUCCCACAGGUAAACAAAAACAAAAACAUAGAUUAUUCCAAAGAAAAAAGGCCCCCCAAAAUAAACCCUUCUGACUUCACAUUUAGUAGCCAGAAUUAAUACGCUUAAUACUAAAUAACUCUUUGAACAGACACUUUUCAGACAAUAACAUUUAUCAGAAAACAUCAACAACAAAAGAUUUAAAAAAGUGAUAUUUAAAUAUGUAUUUUUUUUCCUAUGUUGGACUUUUAAACGAUUAAAAACUGAAAAUUACUUUAUACAGUAACACUUGUGCAUGUUAUCUGCUUUAAAUGAAUCCUUACAAAAUAAAAUGAGUUCCUUCGGUGUAAAAAUAGAUUAAAACAUAAAAAUAAAGAAAAUAAAUAACGUAAAGAUCUCCAAAUAUGAUGGGUGUUGCUUUAAAACAGACAUAACCAUGCAGAGGCUACAAACAUAAAACAACAGACAGUUAAAACACAGACUGAUAUGGAUUUAAUAUGUUUAAAGUCGAUCUAGAUGAGGCAUUUAUUUAAAAUCUUACAACAACUUAUGACAGGAGAUUAGAGAUGCUGUACAGUCAGUUGUCACUUUUCUAAAACUCUCAGCUUUAUUCUGACACGGAACAGUGGGUUGUGCACUUUGGCUUGUUUGUUCUUCAAAGUUAAGAAAUUAAACUUCUAAGACGCUGGUAAUGCAGAUUAAAAAAAAUACAAGAGCCGUUGUAUUUUUUUUUGGCAGUGGGUCACUUAACUAGUCCUUUGCCGUCAAAUUAUGCCAUAAACACUGCAGAUUAUGCAUCAGAUUCACAAAAUCAUUUGUUCAUUUGAUCAACAGGCUGGACUGGAGUGAUGAAGCACAUUAGCAAACCAUGAAUACACAAUAUUUAGACAUCUAAAACUGCAAAAAUCUUUUAUAACUCAAAUAUUUCUU